AUGGCGGCAGCAGCGGCGCCACUUGGGUUCUCGCCCUCCCCAUCAUGGCGGCAGGCGGCGGCCGCGGUCACGUGCGCUCUCGCCGCCAAUCCGGCUCUCGCCAAACGUGGCGGCAGCGGGCCCAAGGACAUCACCCCGCACGAGAUGGAGCAGACCAUCCGCUUCCGCAAGAAAGUGGAGAAGGACGAGCACUACAUCAACACCAUCACGCACCUCGGCACCCUCAUGGAGCACUGCAUCAAGCAGAACAACGCCAUCAACAUCUACGAGGACUACUUUGGAGAGGAGGAGAUGGCCGAGGUGGACGACGAGCCGCCCUCCGCCAAAACCAUCAAUGUCAUCAGGGACCCAAAUGUCACCAAGAGGACAGCCACGCAUCUCUCCUGGCACCCUGAUGGAUGCAAGAAACUGGCAGUAGCUUAUUCCAGCCUGGAGUUCCAGCAAAACGUGAAGGACAUGAGCUUUGACUCGUACAUCUGGGAUCUCGAAAACUCCAACAAGCCGGAGCUGGUUCUCAAGCCGUCCUCGCCUCUCGUGAGCCUGGAAUACAACCCCAAAGACUCGCACAUCCUGGCAGGCGGCUGCUACAACGGGCAGAUUGGUUACGGGGACGCGCGCAAGGGGGGGCUGCCUGUGGAGGUCUCCACCGUGGAGUUCAGCCACAGGGAGCCCGUGUAUGGAACCAUCUGGCUGCAGUCCAAAACCGGCACCGAGUGCUUCUCGGCCUCCACCGACGGGCAGGUGCUGUGGUGGGACAUCCGCAAGCUGUCCGAGCCCACCGAGACGCUCGUCCUGGACAUCACCCGCAAGGGGCUCCUGGAGAACGCCCUGGGUGCCAUCUCGCUGGAGUUCGAGCCGACCAUGCCCACCAAGUUCAUGGUGGGCACGGAGCAGGGCAUCGUCAUCACCUGCAACCGCAAGGCCAAGACACCCCCCGAAAAGAUCUCCGGCACCUACAGCGGCCACCACGGGCCUGUGUACGCGCUGUCCAGGAACCCCUUCUACCCCAAGUUCUUCCUGACGGUCGGGGACUGGACCGCUCGGAUCUGGUCAGAGGAGAGCAAAGAAUCAUCAAUUAUGUGGACCAAGUACCACCUCUCCUACCUCACCGACGGCUGCUGGAGCACCGUGAGGCCGGCCGUCUUCUUCACCACCAAGCUGGACGGGACGCUGGACAUCUGGGACUUCCUCUUCAAGCAGAACGACCCUUCCCUCAGCCUGAAGGUUGGCUCCCGCGCGGCCCCCAUCCCUCGCAGCCCCCGUUCGCAGCCGUUUCUUGCUGCACCGGGGCCGAGCGCCCGCGUCCGCCCGUCCUCCCUCCGCAGAUCUGAGAUCUCCCCAGGGCUCUGCACCCUGCAGCGGAACGAGAAGACCCUGGCCACGGCCAUGUUCGAGCGGGAGACGAAGCGGGAGAAGAUCUUGGAGGCCCGGCACCGCGAGAUGCGCCUCAAGGAGCGCGUGCGCUCGGAGGCGCGGAUCGAGGAGGGCAAGGAGGAGGCGCCCGAGGAGAGUCUCCCCGAGCUGCUCGAGCGCGUGCGCAGCGAGUUCCUCGAGGCCAUCGAGGCGGAGCUGCGCAGGAGGGCGCGGGACGAGGAGGCUUCCGAGCCGCGUUUCCUCUCCCGUCGCAGCAGCGUGGAGCAGAGGGUGGGAAGGCCGCGUCCCUUCUCCUGCCCUUCUCCCGAGGGCUGGAGGUAG
Molecule: messenger RNA, 1695 nt
Organism: Tinamus guttatus (white-throated tinamou)
Lineage: Eukaryota; Metazoa; Chordata; Aves; Tinamiformes; Tinamidae
Source: RefSeq, a predicted model, not a curated record